AAUCAACGGUGUCCUAAUAGUUUGAAGUAAACGUGUGAUAAGGAGAGAUUUUUCGUUUGCAUUCUACGCUAUUAUUUUUUUGAAUACUUUUUCAGAAAACAAGAGCUAUGUCUGACUAUUACGUUGACGAAUACGAGCAUUUCAAUUACGAUUACGACAAGCAUAUCUUUACCGGUCAUAGUGGAAAACAACGAAGCAAACGCGAAGCUCUUACACAUACGAAUCAUUUUGAUCCGUGCGGCCAUUCUAGAAAGAUCCUUACUAAAUUGAUGAAUUCUGAACAUAAUAAGCGAAAUGUUGGAAAGACUAAAGCAUAAACAGAACUCAGAGAUUACUGUUCUGCCCUGAAGUUGCUGUUUUUGAAAAAAGUAUUUGUCAAUUCCAAUUAAUUAAAAUUUCUUGAACAUUUUUGAAUAUGAUAACAAUUUUUUCAUUUCUUUUAUUCUUAGUAAUGCAUUUAGUUACUAAACAUAAAUUUUUACUUAGGAUAAGAUAAUUAGUAUUUAGUACAAAUAUUAUCUUACAAUUAUUACUAUUAUUCAUAUUAUAUAUUGUGAUUUUAAAAUAUAUAUAACUAUUUCCUAAUUAGAUUACUUUUAAUCCAGAAUUGCCUGAAUCUGGAACUUUCAUCACACAUUAGUAUACAGAUAUAUCUGUAUUAAAUUUAUAUAUACUGUACAAAUUUUCUAAAUUUUGUGCAUUUAAGUGAUUAUAAAUGUUUUAUUUAGUUGGUAUUGGAACUCAAUUGCUCAAUUUAAAAAUCAGAAAUAUAUAUGACAAUGUGAAAAUAUUUUAUUUGAUGUGAAUAUUAAGAGGAAUGCAUUUUUUUUUCAUAUUAUGAAAAAUUUUUGUUACAUUUAAAAAAUCAAUUUUAAGUUUAGUAAAAAAUAGAAAUAUUAAAUAAAAAUGAUUGUAUAAUUUUGAAUAAUAAAGUUUAUAAUUAAAGAAA
Messenger RNA from Apis dorsata (giant honeybee), 949 nucleotides. RefSeq names its product nuclear protein 1. The record is from RefSeq and is a predicted model, not a curated record. Lineage: Eukaryota; Metazoa; Arthropoda; Insecta; Hymenoptera; Apidae. The transcript is spliced from 2 exons. The coding region runs from base 108 to 317 and encodes 69 amino acids. Gene Ontology annotation, cellular component: nucleus. Gene Ontology annotation, biological process: negative regulation of cell population proliferation; regulation of transcription by RNA polymerase II; negative regulation of cell cycle.